AUAUUCUGAUCUUUUACGAUGGUUUCAAUUAUAUGGUUAUCCACCAAAACGUCGUUAUCUUUUUCUUGGUGGUAUUAUUGAUGAGGAAUGUGCUGAAUCUAUUGAAACACUUGCAUUUUUGGCAGCAUAUAAAGUAACAACACCAAAUCAUAUUUACAUCAUACGUGGUGCAACGGAAUUUUUUCCAUUUCAAAUUAAAAAACGUUUUCCGAUUAAGCUAUGUUUAGUGUUAUCAGCUCUUAUCACACGAAUUUGCUCUGAAAUGCCAAUUGCUGCAACAAUUGCUAAUACAAUUUUUGCUGUACAUUCCGGUAUUAGUUCACAAGUUA
Loa loa (African eye worm) is the source of this 329-nucleotide messenger RNA. RefSeq lists its product as hypothetical. Gene Ontology annotation, molecular function: protein serine/threonine phosphatase activity. Lineage: Eukaryota; Metazoa; Nematoda; Chromadorea; Rhabditida; Onchocercidae. The record is from RefSeq and is a predicted model, not a curated record. Gene Ontology annotation, cellular component: nucleus; cytoplasm. The annotation marks the transcript as partial. The transcript has 2 exons.